Cucurbitaria berberidis CBS 394.84 is the source of this 2375-nucleotide messenger RNA. Its product is annotated as MFS general substrate transporter. NCBI's taxonomy places the organism in Eukaryota, Fungi, Ascomycota, Dothideomycetes, Pleosporales, Cucurbitariaceae. Gene Ontology annotation, biological process: transmembrane transport. Gene Ontology annotation, molecular function: transmembrane transporter activity. The coding region runs from base 291 to 1910 and encodes 539 amino acids. The record is from RefSeq and is a predicted model, not a curated record. The transcript is spliced from 6 exons.
CUCGUCGCGGCCGAUCGUCACCGGCCCAGACUCACAGGCACUGAUUCGCUGGCUGUUAGAUAACAAAACCUUCCUACCCUCCUCCACUUUCUCUUCUUCAUUCCUGGGCUUCUUUUCGUGCCACUCGACUCUUUCGCGCCUCUGUUUUCGGCCACUGCUUACUACAAUUGUUGGUUUUGGGGUGCCUUGGGCCAAACGCAGAGAAAGCUCUACUAACAUAGUGACCCUCCCCCCGAGCUUGAGGACGACUGCGUGUUGGAGAAGCCGUAAGAACCAAUCCAGGUUGAAGGAUGCCAUUUCUUACCAAACGAAGAACACGCCCUCAAGAUGCUGCCGAUGACGCAUUCCCUACGUCCCAGCUUUUUCUCCUUGCCCUCGUUCGAGUCGCCGAACCCAUCGCCUUGACAUCGAUACUGCCAUACGCUUGGAAGCUUGUCUUAGACUUUCAUGUGUGUUCCGAGUCGAAUGCGCCAUUGUUUGCUGGCUUGCUCAUUUCUGCCUUCUCGCUAGCUGAAGCAUGCAGUGGCAUGUACUGGGGCGGCGUCUCGGAUCGCAUAGGAAGAAAACCAGUGGUUAUCUGUGGAUCUCUUGGUACACUGUCUUCUCUACUACUCGUCGGUCUAGCUCCGAACUUCUGGGUUGCCCUCGCUGGCAGAAUUAUCGGCGGUGCUCUCAAUGGCAACAUUGGCGUCAUUCAGACGAUGGUGGGAGAGAUUGUCAAGCGACCCGAACACGAACCACGCGCGUUCGCCGUGAUGCCGUUUGUUUGGUCAGUGGGCACGAUUAUAGGACCCACCAUUGGUGGGUACUUUGCCGAUCCAGCCCAUAACUUCCCGUCUCUGUUCGGUACUACAGGUCUUUUCGCAAAAUUCCCAUACCUGCUUCCAAAUCUCAUUUGCUCCUCUUUGCUUAUGCUUUCCAUCGUCAUGGCAUACUUCUUCCUUGAAGAGACCCAUCCAGACAGACAGCCACGAGGCCAUUUCGAAGAGUACGAUGCAGCUGUCGCGGAGACCCCACUUCUCCCAGCCCAAGGCGCCACGGCCGACGCUCCAACGAACCUGACGACAGAUUCAUACGGAACGUUCAACUCGGUUGAGAUUCAGCAUGAUGAGAUAUGGCGUGUGCGGUCCAAUGGCGAUUGGAUCGAGCCGCCAGCCAGCGAGAAGGUGUUCACAAAUACCGUGGUCAUGUUCGUCGUAGCACUCGGUAUCUUUACCUACCACUCUAUGACAUACGAUCACCUCCUCCCUAUUUUCCUCCAAGACAAGCGCGCUGAUGAAGACUUCAACGCACUCGAGUUCUCCUCUUCCUCGCUAGGAGGUGGGCUCGGCAUACCGAUUCAGAACGUCGGCAUCAUCAUGUCCAUCAAUGGGAUCAUCCAACUGGGAAUCCAAGCAUUCGUCUUCCCUCUCUUGGCUGACUGCUUUGGCGUAUGGAGACUACUGCUUAUGGUCACCGUCGCCCACCCGAUCGCGUACUUUAUUGUACCGUUUUUACAACUUCUACCGGCCAAUCUGCUCUAUCCGGGUCUCUUUGUUUGCCUGACUGUUCGGAAUCUGACCUCGAUUAUCGCCUUUCCACUACUUCUAAUAAUGAUCAAGGAGGCUACGCCCGACAGGUCCCACUUGGGCAAAAUCAAUGGAUUGGCUGCUUCAACAGGCGCUGCCUGCCGCACGGUUGCGAGCCCUAUCGCUGGUCUCCUUUACGGUAUCUCCCUUGAGUUUCACUUCACACCUCUGGCCUGGUGGGGCUCGGCCUUUGUUGCCAUCGUCGGUGCACUACAAGUCCCAUUCCUGAACCGCGCAGCGAACAACUGCCACGCUCGAGUCCGCACUGCUGCUCGAUGCUGCUUAUCAAAGGAUCGUCCGCGAAACGACGUAGUGCGUAUAACCAUUGAGGGCGAGGAGUAAGACGAGAAGACGCGGAUCGGAGCGCGGCCGGAGAUAGCGAUUCAGCAUCAAAGUGUUUUUGAGCGUUUGCAGCGUGCUGUUUUUCUUGUGAGCUAGAUUGCAUGUAGGACUAUGAUCCAGCAUUACGGCGUUUGAAGACGACAACUUUGUCAACAGCCUGGACGGCAUCGGCGUUGGGCAUCACCUUUAUCUUUAGCGCAAAGCAUCACCGGCGUUGGGAUGAUUAGCAUCGGCGUAUGAAGUUUUCCCUCUAGAAGCAUACUCAUCAUGUCCAUAUCAGGUAUAGAUGCAAUCAAACGUACAUUUGUUUCAAAACAACCUUGGGUUGCAAGUGGACUAGAACACCGCAUGAAGUAGGUAAAUAAGCACGAUCCUUUGUGGGCUUCUAUGAACAUGGUGUAUCGUAGAAGGACUGGGUUCAUGAAUAGUGAAACCAGAAAUAGAAACGAGUGGGGAUUUUGAAAG